This is a messenger RNA of Aspergillus aculeatus ATCC 16872, 1413 nucleotides long. RefSeq names its product fumarylacetoacetate hydrolase FahA (gene fahA). Bases 60 to 1358 code for a protein of 432 amino acids. NCBI's taxonomy places the organism in Eukaryota, Fungi, Ascomycota, Eurotiomycetes, Eurotiales, Aspergillaceae. The transcript has a single exon. Gene Ontology annotation, molecular function: fumarylacetoacetase activity. Gene Ontology annotation, biological process: L-phenylalanine catabolic process; L-tyrosine catabolic process; homogentisate catabolic process. The record is from RefSeq and is a predicted model, not a curated record.
UACCAUCUCCCCUCCUCCUACUUUCAUCAUCCCCUCGGCUUUUCCUUCUACCACACAACAUGGCGUCGUGGCUACAGAUCCCCAAGAACUCGCCCUUUUCGUUGGCAAACAUUCCCUUCGGAAUCAUCUCCACAGCCAAAGCGGCCUCGCGGGUUCCUGCCAUUGCGAUCGGCGACUACGCCUUGAACUUGAACGCCUUCGCCUCGUCGGGCGGUUUCGCCCAGCUGCCCUCUUUCGAGCCUCAUCUCAGUGUCUUCGACCAACCCACGCUGAACGCAUUCGCAGCAUUGGGACGGCCAGUGCAUCGCCAGGUUCGCGAGUACAUCCAGUCGAUCUUCCGCGCCGACACCCCCUUCCCCCAGAUCCUCAAAGACAAUGCGUCGCUCCAGCAGGAGGUCCUGUUGCCCCUGUCAGAAGUGACCAACCACCUACCGAUGCAGAUCGGCGACUACACGGACUUCUACGCGGGUCUGAACCACGCCUACACGCUGGGGGUGCUCCUGCGGGGUCCCGACAACGCGCUCCAGCCCAACUACAAGCACCUGCCCGUGGCGUACCACGGCCGCGCCUCCUCCAUCGUGCCCUCGGGCACCCCGAUCCACCGCCCCAACGGCCAGAUCCUGGCCAACCCCACCGCGGUGCCCAAGGUGCCGACGUUCACCACCUGCAAGCGCCUGGACAUCGAGCUGGAGCUGGCCGCGUUCGUCAGCCGGCCCAACGAGCUGGGCCAGCCGGUCUCCGUGCAGGAGGCCGAGGACCACAUCUUCGGGGUGGUGCUGAUGAACGACUGGUCGGCGCGGGACAUCCAGGCGUGGGAGUACGUGCCGCUGGGGCCGUUCAACGCCAAGAACUGGGCGACGACCAUCUCGCCGUGGGUGGUGCUGCUGGACGCGCUGGAGCCCUUCCGCACCGCCAGCCUGGAGCCCGAGAACAACCAGAACGUGCUGCCGUACCUGCGUGAGAAGCGCGCGGACAACGUCUUCGACAUCCCGCUAGAGUUCGAGCUCACCAACGAGGGGGGCAAGCCGACGACGAUCUCGCGCAGCAACGCCAAGAACCUCAUCUUCUCCUUCCCGCAGAUGCUGGCGCACCACACGAUCACGGGCUGCAAUCUGCGGACGGGCGAUCUGCUGGGCAGCGGCACCAUCUCCGGCCCGGAGCCCGGCAUGGAGGGCAGUCUGAUCGAGCAGACGAAGGGGAAGAACCCGAUCCAGCUGGCGGAUGGCUCGGACCGGAUCUUCUUGGAGGAUGGCGACACGGUGGUUCUGCGGGGUAAAGCAGGCACGGAGGGGAAUUAUGUUGGGUUUGGCGAUUGCGUAGGCAAGAUUCUUGCUGCUCCUCAGUUGAACUUUGACUAGGUAGCUUCUUUACUCGAGUAGCCUAGCAGCCUAGGUAGCUUAAAUUGAGUUGAUG